This is a messenger RNA of Oncorhynchus nerka (sockeye salmon), 2218 nucleotides long. RefSeq names its product dolichyl-phosphate mannosyltransferase subunit 1, catalytic (gene dpm1). The coding region runs from base 44 to 796 and encodes 250 amino acids. Gene Ontology annotation, cellular component: endoplasmic reticulum membrane. Gene Ontology annotation, biological process: GPI anchor biosynthetic process; dolichol-linked oligosaccharide biosynthetic process; protein O-linked glycosylation via mannose. Gene Ontology annotation, molecular function: dolichyl-phosphate beta-D-mannosyltransferase activity. The transcript has 9 exons. Lineage: Eukaryota; Metazoa; Chordata; Actinopteri; Salmoniformes; Salmonidae. The record is from RefSeq and is a predicted model, not a curated record.
AACGCACUCGCAUCGCAUCCGGCUCAACAACAUUCCAACCAACAUGGCAAGCCGAAAAGGUUCACAGCAAAGCCGGGGAGAUGGUGAUAAAUACUCGGUGUUGUUGCCCACUUACAAUGAACGAGAGAAUCUACCGCUUAUUGUGUGGCUAUUGGUAAAAUACUUCGGUGAAAGUGGAUACGAGUACGAGAUUAUUGUCAUUGAUGAUGGAAGUCCAGAUGGGACACUUGAGGUGGCAGAACAACUGCAGAAGAUAUACGGAGAGGACAAGAUACUCCUUCGACCAAGAGCAAAGAAACUAGGGUUAGGAACUGCCUACAUCCAUGGCAUUAAACAUGCCAGAGGGAACUAUGUAUUCAUAAUGGAUGCAGACCUCUCCCAUCAUCCUAAAUUUAUUCCAGAAUUCAUAAAGAAACAGAGGGAAGGCGGGUAUGACCUUGUGUCAGGCACCCGAUACAGAGGAGAUGGGGGCGUGUACGGAUGGGACCUGCGCAGGAAACUCAUCAGUCGGGGAGCGAACUAUGUCACACAGGUGCUGCUGAGACCUGGGGCAUCAGACCUGACUGGCAGCUUCAGGCUUUACAAGAAGGAGGUACUGGAGAGACUGGUGGAGAGGUGUGUGUCCAAAGGCUACGUCUUUCAGAUGGAGAUGAUUGUCCGUGCUAGACAGCUGAACUACACCAUUGGAGAGGUUCCAAUUUCGUUUGUGGAUCGUGUUUAUGGGGAGUCUAAACUGGGAGGAAAUGAAAUAGUGUCGUUCCUGAAAGGACUGCUUACUCUCUUCGCGACAACAUGAUUUAUGAUGCUCUAGGUUUGGACUCAGCACUGCUUUUUAGUUUUUCAGUCAUGGCCUUCAAUGCAGUAAUGAACCUACAUCAAAAUCAGUAGCGUAGGACGCACCCCCACAGCACACGUGAGGCUGGGGCCCCAAGCUUUAGGGAGCAUCAAACAAACUUUUAUUUUGGUUGGGGAAGAUAGCAAGUGAACACUUCAUAAGCCAUGGCAAAAUGUUUAGGAUUACAGGAAAUUUACUUUAAAACUGGGGGGGGGGGGGGGGGGGCUAAACUGCACUAUGUCACUGAUAAAAAUGAGAAGGGGAAAUGGACAGACUAUGCUCCUUUCUAUGAGUAGUUGAUUAUUGACAAGUCAAAGCACAGAAAGUAUUACAUUAAAAUAUUCAUUCUUCACUGCCUCUGCUUCAGAUGGAUCUCCAAUCAUACAUAAAGAUGUUGAAGCAUCAAGCUUCUUCCUAUGUAUUAUUGUAGAUUGAUUAACUCCUUUCUGUUCAUUACUUUCAUAUUUUGGUGGGUUUACACUACCAGUCAAAAGUUUUAGAAAACCUACUGAUUCAAGGGUUUUUCUACAUUUUCCUAUAUUUUUCUCUCAACCAGCUUAACGAGGAAUGCUUUUCCAACAGUCUUUAAGGAGUUCCCACAUAUGCUGUGCACUUGUUGGCUGCUUUUCCUUCAUUCUGUGGUCCAACUGAUCCCAAACCAUCUCAAUUUGGUUGAGGUCGGGUGAUUGUGUAUGCCAGAUCAUCUGAUGCAGCACUCCUUCUUGGUCAAAUAGUCCUUACACAGUCUGGAAGUGUGUUGGGUCAAAUGAUAGUCCCAUUAAGCGCAAGAUUGGAUGGCAUAUCGCUGCAGAAUGCUGUGGUAGCCAUUCUGGUUAAGUGUGCCUUGAAUUCUAAAUUAAUCACUGACAGUGACACCUGCAAAGCACCCCCACACCAUCCCGCCUCCUCCAUGCUUCACGGUGGGAACCACACAUGCGGAGGUCAUCCAUUCACACACUCUGCGUAUCACAAAGACAAGGCGGUUGGAACCAAAAAUCUCUGGUGGACUUUUACCAAAUAGGGCUUUCUUCUGUAUACCAACCCUACCUUGUCACAACACAACUGAUUGUCUCAAACGCAUUAAGAAGGAAAGAAAUUCCACAAAUGAACGUUUAACAAGGCACACCUGUUAAUUGAAAUUGAUUCCAGGUGACUACCUCAUGAAGCUGGUUGAGAGAAUGCCAAGCCUGUACAAAGCUGUCAUCAAGGCAAAUGGUGGCUACUUUGAAGAAUCUCAAAUAUAAAAUAUAUUUUGAUUUGUUUUACACUUCUUUGGUUACUACAUGAUUCCAAAUGUUAUUUCAUACUUUUGAUGUCUUCGCUAUUAUUCUACAAUGUAAAUGAAAUGAAAAUAGUAAAAAUAAAGAAUAACCCUUGAAUGAG